Hemiscyllium ocellatum (epaulette shark) is the source of this 6878-nucleotide messenger RNA. RefSeq names its product pleckstrin homology-like domain family B member 1. The coding region runs from base 428 to 5116 and encodes 1562 amino acids. Lineage: Eukaryota; Metazoa; Chordata; Chondrichthyes; Orectolobiformes; Hemiscylliidae. Gene Ontology annotation, biological process: regulation of microtubule cytoskeleton organization. Gene Ontology annotation, cellular component: basal cortex. Gene Ontology annotation, molecular function: protein binding. The transcript is spliced from 23 exons. The record is from RefSeq and is a predicted model, not a curated record.
GCUCCAGUCAGGUUUUUACGUUAAAGAGUCGAGCCUGGUUCUGUUAUGUCUUCGACGAUGAAACAAACUUCCUCAGAGUGGGAUUUAGUGGAGUGGUGAGAGACGGCAGCGGAGGAGAUUGGGAAGUGAAAUUCAAAGUCUGUCGUUAAGUCCCAAAAGCAGCAAUUCCAGAAUCCAGUAACUGUGGUUUAGUUGCCCGGCUUCACUCUCUGAACUAGACUGUGCAGUUGGAAAGGAAUCGAGGCAUUUCAGCAGAGACAUUGGCUGACUUGGUGUGUUGGCCCGCUGGAACUAUUGCUGGUACAAGAAGCUAGCAGACUCGAAGGUAGGAGCAUUGGCAGUGCCUGGUGUGUUGGCACCAGCUGAAGGCGAGUGACCUCCCCCCAGCCCCCUCAUUGACGGGUCUCUGCCCCCCUCCACCCAGUGCAUGUGGUGGGACUAUGAGAUGGAGAAGAGGAAACACAUUCGAGCAGAUUUCCCUGUGAAAGUAAUCACCAGCUUAUUACCCAACACCAGCUUACAUGUUAUUACCAAAGAUAUCCAGGAGUGUGAAGGAGCCAUUGUAAAUGAUGUGAUCAUGGACAACACAAACAGAAACACGGUUAGCCAAAUGAAAAAAUCGCAGAAAAUCAUUCAGAACACUCCUCUGGACCUUAUUGAUACUGGCAAGGGGCUGAAGGUACAAACGGACAAGCCUCACCUGGUUAGCCUGGGCAGUGGCCGUCUCAGCAUCGCCGUCACAUUGCUUCCUCUUGAAGAAGGGAGGACCACCUUUGGCAGUUCUGAUUGCCCUCCACAGGACAUUAGCAUCCAAGGACCCGGCAUUGCUAACCAGCAUUGCUGCAUCGAAAACCGAAAUGGAAUAAUAACACUGUAUCCAUGUGGGAACCUGUGUAUGGUGGAUGGAGUUCAGGUGACCCAGCCGAAACGCCUGUCCCAAGGGUGCAUGCUAUGCUUUGGUCAGUCAACAUUCUUCCGUUUUAACCAUCCAGCCGAGGCAUCCAGGAUGAAGAGCAUGAUGUCCGGGAACCGGAACACUCCCGUCUCCUACUGCCAUUCUCCAGAUUCCGCUAGCCUGGUAAAUGGCAACCAUCAAACUCCGCUUAAUGAAGGUUCAAGUAAUCAACUUGGAGCCCAAGUCACUCACAGCUCAUUGGUCAGCUCCAUUGAGAAGGACCUACAAGACAUUAUGGAUUCUUUGGUGAUGGACGAUGCCACGUCCCCUGGGAAAAAGCAGACAGUCAACGCCCAGUCCCCUUUGUCUCCCAUGGUCAAUGGAGGCGGCAGGUACCUCCUGUCACCACCGCUGAGUCCCGGUGCCAUGUCAGUGGGUUCAAGUUACGACAACAUGUCACCGCCCUUCUCCCCACUGUCAUCUCCGAGUGCGGCCAGCAGCAGCAGCUACACCAGCUACUCCCCGGGCAGUCAGGAGCAGGCACCCCUCGUGCCUCCCACUGUUCCUGUCAGAUCUUCAAGUUACAACCACACUGUACAGCCCCCAGGCCUUAGGCCUGGGCCUAACUACAGUGGAGCACCUACUGAGCCAGGCAAGUGUAAUGGCCUCAGUCCAGGGAGCCAGCGAGUACCGGACAGUCCGCGUGCCCAUAGGAAAGGAGCCAAUGUCCAGGAGACCCCACCAAGUCCCACGGUCAGCCGGAGAGCCUUCCCACUGGACGGUUUCCCCUCAGCAGUGCCCUCCGAUGCCAGGAAAGUGCCAGAAAGUCCAAAGUUUUCUCAUCCAAGUCACAACGUUCCAUCAGUAUCUGUGAGCCCCAGCAGUGGGGGUCCCAGAGUCCCCGUUCUGACAGUUCCUGGCAGUCCUAGAUUUGGAGGCAAGUCCCACUCAAUCCCUAGUCCCAGGUCCAAGGUGGGUGGCUCCCUUCAGGAACGGCCCCCGAGUCCUGUCCGAGAGGUUAGGGAAACUCCGAUGGAUCGAGCCAUCACUUCCAGCCCGUCCAAGCAGAUGUCCCCACGGGUUUUCCAGCCAGUGGAGAGUGUGGGACUUGCUCACGUCAUCCAACCUGUCCCGCUACAUCCCAGAAACCUUCAGCCCUCUGACAGUCCCCGACUGGUUCGAAGGAGCCUGGAGAGUAUGAGAGACCUGCCCCCGCUGAGUCCCUCCAUGUCCAGGAAGGCUUCACCGCAUUCUCCGUUCUCCAAUCUGCCGACCUCGCCUCACCCGAGGCCCUGCCGCGAAGGAGUUCGCCACGAGACUCCACCUCCCCAGGGGAAAGUCGUCAAGGAGACACCAGAAAGUCCGCGACUUCGGCGGAAGCAUUCAUCGGGUUCGUCGGAGAGGAGUGAGGACUUCUCGUCCCACAGCGUGCCGGGUCUAAGCUUGCUGAGCAGUGGGAGGAGAGUCCGGGACCGCAGUCCUUCCCCAACCCUGCUGUCCGCUGACCUCCCAAGGAAAGUGUAUGGGAGCAGCGUGACCCCCGCCCACAGCCUGACCUCGCUGGCUGUGUCCACGCCGUUACAGAGCCCACGGCUACAGAGGAAGACAGCAGGGGAUGAGAGGACACCAGUGACUCGGCAGCGGAAGAACAGUAUUUCCGAAAUCAGUGACAAUGAGGAUGAGCUGCUGGAUUACCACCGCCGACAGAGGGAGGAGCGAAUCAGGGAGCAGGAAAUGCAGAUGCUGGAGCGACAGCGUCUUGAAACCAUCCUGAACCUGUGUGCGGAGUACACCAAGACUGACGUGUCCAGUAGCCCCGACAUGGGCAGGGUGACCCCGCACAGUGAGCAGCUCCACAUCGACGAGCAGGGAUUCUACCCCAGAGUGGCGGACUCUGCUCCCACCAGCACCACCAACGUUAGCAGCAGGGGCACCUCGAUGGAGCGCAGUGGGACGGGCAAAGGGCUCAGGGAGCAGGUGGCCGAACCCAACCCUCCGAAACCACGAGAGGCUCUGGAGAGGUCGGAGGAGGAGAACCUGAAGGAGGAGUGCAGCAGCACCGAGAGCACGCACCACGAGCAUGAAGAUUCUGCAGGCAGCCACUCAGUCCAGCAGGCUGUCUACCUGGAGGAGCAGAGACUCCGAAUCCUCGCGUCUGUGGAUGAACUCAAGCAGAGGAUUAAAGAACUUGAUCAACAACUUGAGGAAUCCAAUCACGAGGCGGAGAUGGAGCGAGCUCUGCUUCAGGGAGAGCGGGAAUCGGAAGUUGCUCAAAUCCGUCAGGAGCAGGAGAUCAUUGCGCAGCUGGAGGAGAAACUCUCGGAGUUGGAGAGCAACAUCCAGAGAGAGAAAGAGAAGGAAAGGGUAAAGCUUGAUGCUGAGGAAAGAGAAGUGCAGAGACUACAGUCGCAUUGCCAUGAGUUGAAGAGCCAGCUUGAUAACUGCCCUGAAUCAAUGAGGGAGCAGUUACAGGACCACCUCAAAAGGGAAGUGGAGACUCUCGAAUCUGAAGCCAAACUCUUUGAAGAUUUGGAGUUUCAGCAGCUGGAGAAGGAGAGUCGCUUGGAAGAGGAAAGGGAGACGGUGAGCCAGCAGCUCCAGCAGGACAAGGCUGAAUACCAGCGCAGUGCCAUGCGGAGAAAGGACAAGGUUUCUGCUUUAGAGAAUCAAGCCAAUCAGAUUCGCUAUCAGGCUCUCCAGGAAUGUGAGAGAUUGACCAGAGAGAAAAACGCAAUGAUGCAGUUACUUCAGAAGGAAAAAGACAAGCUGGCCAAUCUGGAAAAGCAGUAUUUCAUGGUGACUGGAGGAAAAAGCUUUUCCAAAGUCUCGACAGCACUAAAGGAGGAAAUGCUUCACAUCACAGAGCCUAGCGACAUAUUAGAGGAGCCUAACCCCCAGCAUUACCUCCCAGGAAAGGCAGCUUCUCUAUUCCCCUCUCCUUCCAUCCCAGCGUACUCCAAGAUCCAGGAGGUUUACCGAUCCAAGAUGGAGAGCGAAGGAUCUGGCACCCUGCCUCGGACGAAGAUGGGAUCUUCCCCCUCCUCACCGUUCACCGCAUCAACUCUUGGCCGAAACCUGAUGUCGAAGACCCCCGUGGGGGCACAGAAUGGCACCAGCAGUCUACCACGGAAUCUUGCUGCUACUCUGCAGGACAUCGAAGUGAAGAGACAGUUGGCACUGCAGCAGAAAGGUCACCAGGUGAUUGAAGAACAAAGGCGGCGAUUGGCUGAGCUGAAGCAGAAGGCUGCAGUUGAGGCCCAGUCACAGUGGGAAGCCUUGCAUGGUCAACAGUCGCCAAUGUUUGGCCAAUCCUACACCAUGAGCGGACAGCCGCAGUCUCACCUCAUCCACCACAGCAUCCUCCACCACCAUCCACAGCCUCUCUCCACUCAACAUGGCAUUGAUCUGGAGCACGCCUUUGACACGCUCAGUCUAGAAAGUUCUGACAGCUUGGAGACCAGUGUUUCCACGGGCAACUCGGCCUGUUCACCUGACAACAUGUCCAGUGCCAGUGGGGUCGAUGUCUCAAAGAUUGAGGAGAUGGAGAAGAUGUUGAAGGAGGCGCAAGCUGAAAAGGCACGACUCUUGGAGACGAGGGCUCGCGAGAUGGAAGUGCGCCGUCAGGCCUUCGAAGAGGAACGCAAGAGGCGGGAAGAGCUGGAGAAGAGGCUCCAGGACGAAACCGAUCACCGGCAGCAGCUCAUCGACAAAGAGGUCAAGAUGCGGGAGAAACAUUUCUCACAGGCACGACCUUUAACUCGGUAUCUACCAAUCAGGAAGGAGGAUUUCGACCUACGAUCCCACAUCGAAUCAUCCGGCCACAACCUGGAAACCUGCUACCAGGUGGCUAUUUCUGAGAAGAUGUGUAAGGGUUACCUCACAAAAAUGGGCGGGAAAAUCAAAUCUUGGAGGAAGCGGUGGUUUGUCUUCGAUCGCAUCAAGCGGACAUUGUCUUAUUAUGUGGAUAAACAUGAAAGUAAAUUGAAGGGAGUGAUUUAUUUUCAAGCUAUCGAGGAGGUUUACUAUGACCAUCUCCGGAGUGCCUCAAAGAAGGGAUAUUUGAACCUGCAUAGAAUCAACAGUCCCAACCCGAGCCUCACGUUCUGCGUGAAGACACAUGACCGAUUGUACUUCAUGGUGGCCCCCACGCCGGAGGCAAUGCGGAUUUGGAUGGAUGUGAUUGUCACCGGUGCUGAGGGCUACACGCAGUUCAUGAGCUGAGAGGCGGAGAGGACUGGGUUCCUGGGUGGAGCGAGUUGGCAUUGAGCCGGGGCCUUUGUGGAACUGUCCUGUCCUGACCCCAACAGCAGAGCUGGUGCUGCCUGUCUUCACUGGCUGUCUCCCCGUCUGUCCGCCUCACUCGCUCUUUCUCUCUCUCCGUCACACGUCCUCUCUGGUUGAACAACGGUAAACCCAGUCCUGUCUCCCCACAAGGUGUUUGAGAAACCAGCCAAUCAUUUACUGAAGCAUUUUCACCAGAAUAAAGACCGACUUCAAAGCAGGCGAGAGAAAAGUCUUCACCUGCGAACAAUAGAAGGGAAUGAACCUAUGCAAAGUCUCCUGUGCAGUUGUAAUGACGGACAGAGGCAAAAGGAUUCUUACGAAAUAAAAUGGGAAGGAACAAACAGAGAAAAAUAAAACUGAACACCCAGCAGGAAACCAGAGGCAGACUGUGAAACAGAAAGAACCUUUUCCACGGAUGACUUUGUGAAUCAGCAAACAUGGGUUGAUUUGGAGGCUGUUAUCAGGACUUGGCACAGCUGCCCUGUCCCCGUGCCUGGAUGUGUGAAGGGCCCUUGGCAGAAACAUUCAAUCUCCCUCACGAAACGUGUGCAAAUAGAAACACGCUCUUUGUAUACACACACGUGGACUGACUACUGCCACACCCUUGACACCAUCAACUCGAGAAGGUGGCUGAAGUCUGUAGGCGAGGAGGGAGGAAGAUUACAGACACUCCCUGAUGUGCCUUUCAAACUUUGGUGCAGGGAUUUCAUGUAUUCAGACUUUGGAGAUGUUCAGGGCAUGUAGCAGCAUUUCUUGGGCGCAGAAAUCAGGGAUUGAAAUUGAAAUUGGUUCCCUUUGAUCAAAUUUUGAUUUUUCUUGUUGACUUUUCUCAAUUCAGUGAUUGCAACAGCUCACCUUCCCAGUGCAGAAGAACUUACCUCAACACCCCGAGUUAUUUUGCAGGAGGUGAGCAGAAAUCUGUUUCUCUGUGGAUUUUUUUUUUUGUUAAUAUGUAUCAAGAAACCUGUUAAGCUUCUGUCUCCUAUAUUGUGCCAUAUUUUGCUUAACAUGCCAGUAAUAAUAUUGACUGGUCUUCAUUUACCUAGUUCAUUUAUAUCUUGCCAAUAUCAAAGCGUGGCCAAAAAGGAAGGGGAACUGAGUUUGGAAGGAACAUGUAAAUGUUUCUGAAGGACAAGUGAAGUGAUUGGCAAGAUUUUGUUGGUUUGUAGUUCACGUUGGACUUGUCAAUUGGAAAGACAUGAUCACCUCAGUGAAGAUACUGUCGGAGCUCUCUCCUUGUCUCGUUAACCAAGUGUGGCCCUGGUUUACACUCCAGCCAAUGUUGUAGGAUGUUGCUUUGCCAAUUUCUGGGCAACAACAGGCCCAAUUCAAUGCUUGGCGUAAUCAGCACCGGCUGAGUGGACCAGUGAUGUGCUUCAGGUCCGAGAGCUGACCUCAAUGCCCCAGGGCCAGUCACAGCAAGAUCCCACGAUAGUCCUCACUCCUCCAAUGCCAUCAAAAGGAAGUCAAGAGAGGACAUGAGACUGCCGCUGUGGUUAAAUAGUCCACUGCUGCUUUUUGUGGACCCCCACGAAUGAUGGGUGGUUGACCAGUUCAGCACAGCAAGAUCCCAGAGUCCACGGUGAUUUCGCCAGGUAUCCUGGUUACAAGACCAGACACUAUUUCUCAUUACUCUGCAGUAACUUUUGUUGAUGUGGGUUCAGAUUUUUGGAUGAAUAAAUUACAUUUAUAUCUUUUA